Molecule: messenger RNA, 1483 nt
Organism: Benincasa hispida (wax gourd)
Lineage: Eukaryota; Viridiplantae; Streptophyta; Magnoliopsida; Cucurbitales; Cucurbitaceae
Gene: PNT1
Product: mannosyltransferase family protein
Biological process (GO): GPI anchor biosynthetic process
Cellular component (GO): membrane; glycosylphosphatidylinositol-mannosyltransferase I complex
Molecular function (GO): GPI mannosyltransferase activity; alpha-1,4-mannosyltransferase activity
Source: RefSeq, a predicted model, not a curated record
UUGUCCUCUCGUCCCGUGUUUCGGCAGCCAUUUUUGCUUCUGCACAGCCAUGGCGUCCUUUAGCUUCGGCUCCCUGCUGAUUCUCUCGGCGAUCUUCAGGUUUAUACUCAUACUCUACGGCGAGUGGCAGGAUGCGCACAUGGAGGUCAGAUACACUGAUGUCGAUUACAUCGUAUUCUCAGACGCUGCUUCUCUAAUGGCGUCCGGACAGUCUCCCUACCUGAGAUCCACAUACAGAUACUCACCAUUGCUGGCGUUUUUGCUCAUACCGAACUCUAUCUUCCAUCGUUGCUGGGGAAAAUUUCUAUUCUCGGCAUCAGAUUUGCUCGUCGGGUUCUUUAUACGUACUAUUUUGAAGAAACGUGGGGUUCCAGAAAAUUUAUGCAUCGGUUCUGUUAUGGUUUGGCUUUUUAAUCCGUUCACGUUUACCAUUGGCACCAGAGGAAACUGCGAACCUCUUGUUUGUGCAAUGGUUCUUAAGAUCCUUUUGUGUCUGAUGAACGGUCAGUUGCUACAAGCUGCAUUUUGGUAUGGACUCGUCGUCCAUUUCAGAAUUUAUCCAAUCAUCUAUGCCCUUCCAAUUCUUCUGAUUCUCAACCAGAAUGUAUUCAAAUCUGGUCUGAAUCCCGCUCUUCAAAAAUGGAGCCAGGGUGAUGAAAAGGUUCCCCAGAGCAAUUUACCAACGAGGUUGGCUCAUAUUUUUAAUCCAUGGUUUCUAUUAAGAUCCACAAUGACUAAGGAGAGAAUAAUUUUUGGCCUCGUUUCGGGUUCGAUUUUCAUCUUCUGUACUGCACUGUUUUACUAUCUAUAUGGUUGGGAAUUCCUGCAUGAGGCGCUGCUCUAUCAUCUUACACGUACUGACCCAAGGCACAAUUUCUCAAUUUAUUUCUAUCACAUCUAUCUUCACCAUGAACACGAGUUCUCGGUUGUGGAGAAGCUCAUUUCAUUUCUGCCUCAGUUAGUAGUGCAGCUCGUUCUCGUUUUAUCGUUUGCUCAAGAUCUUCCAUUCUGCUGGUUUGCACAGACAGUAGCAUUUGUGGCAUUCAACAAGGUGAUCACAGCACAAUAUUUUGUCUGGUUCUUCUGUCUUCUACCUUUGAUUCUUCCUUGGAGUAAGAUGAAGCUCAAAUGGAAAGGAGUGUUAUCGGUAUCGAUCUGGACGGGAGCACAGGUUCAUUGGCUGAUGUGGGGUUAUUUGCUGGAGUUCAAGGGAAAGAAUGUGUUGAUUCAAUUGUGGAUGGCAAGCAUCUUGUUCUUGGCUGCAAACACAGCCGUUUUGAGCUUAAUCAUCCACCAACACAAACUCACUGCGCUUUUCAUGCUACCUGAAACCGCAGCUGACAAUGCAAAGAAAUCCAAGAAAUCCAACUGAUGCAUUAUAUAUGUAUUUUAUGAGUAGUUUUAAUUGUUAACAGUUUUCUCUUUGUUGUUAAUUUCCGAGUUUAGCUUUGAACGGAAUUUUCAAAGGUGUAUGCUUCAUGUA